Molecule: messenger RNA, 657 nt
Organism: Saxophila tyrrhenica
Lineage: Eukaryota; Fungi; Ascomycota; Dothideomycetes; Mycosphaerellales; Extremaceae
Exons: 2
Coding region: 1-657 (218 amino acids)
Source: RefSeq, a predicted model, not a curated record
AUGCCAGCCGCAACAAGAAGCGCAACCAAGCAAGUGAAGCUCGAGGACGUGGGAGCGGGCGAUGCGAGUGCUUCAAAAUCUGCUGGGCAGAAACGCAAGGCCGAUAGCCAAGGCCAAAAGGUUGAAGAAAAGAAGCCAAAGAGAAGCAAAACAGCGAGCGCGGAGGAUGUCAAUGAGGAUGAUGACAUCAUCAUCAUCAAUCGCGCGCCCGUACUUGAGCUGUGGGCUGCCUGUGUAGCGCAGACAGUGUAUCCUUCGCUGGCUUGGGAGACAUGCCUAGGCCCCGAUCCUGGUGAAGCGCAGGAGAAGAAGGAGAACCGCAAGGAGACGGCAGAGAAAGAAGACAUUGAUGAGGUCGAAGUGAUGUCCUUUCGUCUCAACUUGGACAAGAACAAACAGGCUAUGGUAGGUGGAAAGCCUAAGAAGGCGAGUGAGGAGACUCUCGGCAAGAAGUAUGGCGGGUCGGAGCAGUACAAUAGAGCGAAGAGCGCCUUUGAAGAGGCGUUGGCAGCGUGGAAGGGGAGAGAGGAUGAGCUGGACAAGCAGGCCUUUGGAUUUUACGAGGACUUCAGACCUUCGAUACCGCCUGGACAGAAAGGGUGGGGUCGAAAAGGGCAGUUGAGGCUACAGACUGCGAAGGACGUAGUUAGAGGUUGA